Thlaspi arvense is the source of this 396-nucleotide messenger RNA. The record is from the annotation of a GenBank genome assembly. NCBI's taxonomy places the organism in Eukaryota, Viridiplantae, Streptophyta, Magnoliopsida, Brassicales, Brassicaceae.
AUCAAGCCAUAUGUAACAUUGUUCCACUUCGACCUUCCCGAGGACUACACAGCCUACGCUGAUCUGUGCUUCAAGACAUUUGGAGAUAGGGUGCAGCACUGGAUAACUCUGAAUGAGCCUGAAGUUUUUGCGGCAUAUGGGUACAUGAUGAACUUGUCAAUCUCAGUUGAUGCAGCAACAUUCCCCUACAUAGUUGCCCAUCACUUGAUUCUAGCUCAUGCUAGUGCUGUUAAAGUCUACAGAGAAACUUACCAGGCAACCCAAAAGGGACAACUAGGUAUAUCUCUAAGUACCCAGUGGUUUCUGCCCCUUGAUGACAAUUCGACUGCAGAUAUACAUGCAUCGCACAGGGCAUGGGACUUCUUGGUUGAUGUAAUCCACAACCCCUCUAUCUAA